Molecule: messenger RNA, 3455 nt
Organism: Rubroshorea leprosula
Lineage: Eukaryota; Viridiplantae; Streptophyta; Magnoliopsida; Malvales; Dipterocarpaceae
Source: the annotation of a GenBank genome assembly
AUCGUCCAUUUUGCUACGGAGUCUCAUUUUUACAAUUUUCAUGGCAGAAAAUGCUCUUUCUGUUGUUACUGUAGAAACUGGAAGAAUAAGCACCAAAGGGGAAUUCAGAGCAGGCUGUAGUGGGAUAACCAGGGAAAUGAUGGAGUUUGAUAGUUUUAUACAGGAUGCUGGGCUGGUAGAUUUACCUUUGGUGGGCAGAAGGUAUACUUGGCACAGUGCUAAUGGACAACAUAGAAGCAAGAUAGAUAGGUUCUUACUUUCAGACGAAUGGCUGAAGAAUUGGAGCGAUUUAAAACAGUGGGGUUUAGGAACAACAGUAUUUGACCACUGCCCUUUAUUAUUAAAGAAUGAAAAGGUUGAUUGGGGGCCAAAACCCUUUAAGUUCUUUGAUGCUUGGCUAGAUUACCCGGAUUGCAAACAGUUGAUAAGCCAGGUUUGGAACUCAGAUGCAGUGAGUGGAUGGAUGGGAUUUAGACUCAAAGAAAAGUUGAAAAAAACCAAAAAAGCUCUGAAGGAGUGGAGUGCAAAUCACAUGGCGGAUGUGGACAGAAGAAUAAGUGGAGCUGAAAAGAACAUAGCAGAACUGGACAGGAAAGAAGAAAACAGCCAACUCACUGCAGAGGACAUCGAGUUAAGGAGAAGUAGCUUCCUUGAUCUAUGGAAGAAUAUGAGAAUCAAAGAGAGCAUGCUGCAACAGAAAUCAAGAAAGAUGUGGCUGAAGGAGGGGGACGCAAACACAAAAUUUUUCCAUAGAAGUGUGAAGGGCAGAUGGAGAAGAAACGAAAUUAAUAGCAUCCAGAUCAAUGGGGAACAAUUUAGAGGAGUGGCUGAAAUCAGAGAGGGUGUGUUAAGGUAUUUUAAGGGGCUGUUUACAGAGGAAAAGUGGCAAAGACCAAAGCUUGACGGAAUCAGCUUUAGACAACUAGCUGAUAAGGAUAACGAUCUCCUGAUGGCAGAAUUCACUGAAAAAGAUAUCCAAAAUGCAGUAUGGGAUUGUGACUCGACAAAGUCUCCGAGUCCGGAUGGUUUCAACUUCAGGUUCAUAAAGACAAUGUGGGAGGAAAUAAAGCAGGAUGUUAUUGGAUUUGUGCAGGAAUUCCAUGAGCAUGGCAAAUUAGUAAGAGGUUCAAACUCCUCCUUCAUUACUCUAAUCCCAAAGGUCGAAAACCCCCAAAGAAUCGAGGAGUACAGACCAAUAUCACUCAUCGGAGCUAUGUAUAAGAUUCUUGCAAAGCUAUUAGCCAAUCGACUCAGGAAAGUACUGGACAAGAUCAUUGGGGAGCAGCAGAUGGCGUUUAUAGAAGGCAGACAGUUGAUGGAUGGAGUGGUGAUUGCAAAUGAGGUAAUUGACGAAGCGAAAAGGAAGAGAUUAAAAAGCUUUUUAUUCAAAGUUGACUUUGAAAAAGCUUAUGACAAGGUGAGUUGGGAUUUUGUGGAUUAUAUGCUGAUGAGGACGGGAUUCACAGUUAAAUGGAGAAAGUGGAUAAGGGAAUGCUUACAAACGAGCAUGAUCUCGAUCCUCGUGAAUGGAAGCCCCACUAAGCAAUUCUCGGUAAACAAGGGAAUAAGACAAGGCGACCCGCUAUCACCUUUUCUAUUUUUAUUAGUAGCAAAAGGUUUGAAUGGGUUAAUGCAAUCUGCAGUGGAGAAAAACUUGUUCAAAGGGGUAAGGAUCGGUAAUGGAAACAUAGCAAUAUCUCAUCUCCAGUUUGCCGAUGAUACAUUAUUCUUCGGGGAGGCCUCGGAAGAAAACAUUCAAGUAAUCAAAUGCAUUUUGAGGACGUUCGAACUUGCUUCGGGUCUGAAAAUCAACUUUGGAAAAAGUCAGAUAAUGGAGAUUGGAACCGAGGAGGGCUGGAAGGAGAGAAUGGCUUGUAGACUGUGCUGCAAAGAAGGAGAACUACCUUUCAAGUAUCUGGGAAUACCGGUUGGAGGGAAUCACAGAAAGUUAGCACUGUGGAAGCCACUGUUGGAAUCUUUCAAAAAGAAACUAGCUAGCUGGAAAGGCCAAAACUUAUCCCUUGGAGGUCGAAUCACGCUCUUAAACUCUGUGCUGUCCAGUCUACCCGUGUAUCUGAUGUCAGCCUACAAAAUCCCCAAAGGUACUCUUUACUCCUUAGAUAAAAUACGUAGGAAUUUUUUAUGGGGAGGGUUGGGAGAGGAGAAAAAAAUAAAAUGGGUUAGCUGGGAGAGGGUGUGUAGGAAGAAGGAGUGCGGAGGCCUGGGAGUAAAGGACCUAAGAAAGUUUAAUCUGGCAUUGAUGGGAAAAUGGUGGGGACGAUUAGCGAAAGGGGAGGAGGGGCUGUGGGGGAAAGUUAUAAGGGGAAAAUACGGAGAUAAUGGAGGACAGUGGAUGGAAUGGGUGAGAGAUGGACGAAGAGUGGGAUCACUUUGGUGGAGAGACUUACAAAGUCUCAAUAUCGGGGAGGAUGGGGAAGAGGGUUGGUUGACGGAGGGAUUUAGAAUAAAGAUAGGUGAAGGGAAAGGAGUGAGUUUUUGGUGGGAUGAAUGGUGUGGAGAGAACUGCCUAGCGAAUAUAUAUCCUAGACUAUAUGUCUUGUCAACAGGGAAGGAAAAAGAUUGCCAGCAAAUGGGAGAGGUUCACAAUGGCACAGGGAAGUGGAACAUGACAUGGAGAAGGGCCCUGUUCCAAUGGGAGGAGGAGGAUGAAAAGGAACUGCAGAAGACAAUCGACAAAGUUAGAAUCUACCCAGGUUGUGCAGAUAGAUGGGUGUGGAUCCAUAGCGUUGAUGGACAAUACUCAACGACAACAGCAUACGAAGUACUAGCAAAACAAAGGAGGGAAGACGAGGAGGAGAAAGUAUUCAAGAGAGUAUGGAAUCCGACCAUUCCAACAAAAGUAGCUGCUUUCAACUGGAGGGUAUUAAUUGACAGAAUCCCAACUAGGAUUAAUUUGUUCAAAUGGGGAAUCAUAAAACAUGCGGAAGAAAGGAAAUGUGUUUUGUGUAAGGAAGAGGAGGAAGACUCAAACCAUUUGUUCUUGAAUUGCAACGUAGCUAAGUGGCUGUGGAAAGCUUGUGCAAAGUGGUGGGGAAUCUCAAUAGUCCUUCAAAAAGAAUGCUGGCCAACAUUUCAACAAUUGGGAGCGUGGACAAAAAAGCCACACAAAAAGGAAGGGUGGGACUGUAUAUGGAAUGCAAUGUUAUGGACUGUGUGGAUGGCGCGCAACAAAAAGAUUUUUGACAACGCAGAGGUAAACCUGAUUAAUCUUUUUGAGCUUAUUCAAUUGAGGUCUUUUGCUUGGAUCAAAGCUAGGAAACCCAAGUGUUACUUCAAUCUAUCAGACUGGUUAAUUAACCCUGCUUCUUGCUUCAGUAAAGCAUAGUAGGAAUGUUUGAAAGAGGGUAGUAACACUGAAGGGAUUGUAAGUUGUUCAUGGAAAUGGGUUUGAGUACCCCUUGUACUCAAGUUAUCAAUAUAAUUUUCUUGGCUUU